AUGAUAGCUCCUUUUUGGGCGGACGUCAACAGCAGAAGGUUUUCUCAAACAAGGAAUGUCUUCUUUCAGGUCUAUGAUGGCAGUGGCUCAACCAUGUUAUCAACCUUGAGUAGCAUCGUGUCUGCCCGGUAUAGCAGCUUCAAUGCAGCCUGGGCUCUUGUCAUCACAUGGCGCUUUGUAGAAGCCCUCUCACCGGAUAAAAGUACAAACUCUUUCCAAGCUGUGCUUGUGACAGAUUACAUUCAUGGCUAUGUUAUCUUCAACUACGAGCGCUGCGGCAUGAACUGGAACGAAAAGCUCUUGGCAAACGACAACGUCAUCCAGGGCUUCACCUGCGGAAAUUUUGGCAACAAAUUCUACCUGGACAUUCCGAGUGACUCGCGUUUCCGCCCGGGAAAUAUUGUUGGAAAUACCGAGAUAUACGGGCGCUGGGUCCAGCGACUGGACAGCCUACCGGACAAUUUUGUCAAUCCCCGCUUGUUCUGUCGGAACUGGUCCAGCAGGCAGGUUGUUGAUAAUUUUAUCCUUUCCUACAGGUUUGCGACUGCUCACACUUGUCCAUGCAAUCUGGAAGUACUGCCUCGGUAUUACUGCUGUCAGGCUUCUACACUCUGCGGCUUGUACUACGCCUCCAGACCGCCCAUGGGUUGCUGGAGAUACCGAACACCAUUUUGGUUCUGGUUCUGGGGAGACCCCCACAUCAAAACCCUGGACGGAGUUGAGUACACCUUCAAUGGUCUGGGGGAAUACACAGUGGCUCUCGUUGAAGAUGACAACGGAGGAACAAUCUUUGAACUACAAGGCCGGACACAGCGAGCUACCAAUGUAGAAACUGGUCAACUAACGGAUGCAACAUUCUACUCUGGGUUUGCUGCAGAGUAUCCUGGAGAAGGAAGGGUUGAAGUGAAAUUAAACAAAAGGCAGAACGCCGAUGACCUGAUAACAACUGUCAAUGGAGAUGUUGUCACGCCUACAACAGCAGGAUUGCUAAUUGGCAAUGUGACUGUCAAAAGGGAUGCAUCAACUAACAAAGUGGUCACCAUGUUCCCUGGCGAUAUUCAGUUUACAGUGGGAGUAAACAACAGCAUUGGAGACAUUACUGUCCAGUUUGGGCAAACAUAUAUGGGAAACACCAAAGGACUUCUGGGUGUUUGGGAUGGCGACCAAAGCAAUGAUGCAACAAGACGUGAUGGUACUAUACAAGCAGCCACCGGUGACAACGGAGAGAUGAUUGAAAGUGACUUCUAUGCAUUUGGUGAAACCUGGCGUAUCACUGAAGCGAAUUCUCUCUUCUUCUAUGUGGGUGACGAGACCUUUGCAUUAUCAAACGAACACUCCUUCGUCCCAAGUUUCUAUGAAGACCUUGUCGCAGCUGCCACUCCGGAAAAACUUGCAAAGGCUCAAGAGCUAUGCGGGGACAACAAGAUGUGUUUGUUUGACACACUGGCGACAGACGAUGAAAGCAUCGGACAGUCUACAGUGAUGCUGAAUGAAAUGAACUCUGCAAGCGAAAGUGCAGCAACCAACUAUCCACCAAACAUAACCGCUUCGGAUACCUUGAGGGUGAUGGUUGGUGUGCUAUUCACAGAACAACUGGAAGCCAUGGAUCCUGAUGGAGACGAUGUUAUAUUUUCAUUGGUGGAGCCAAUUGAAGGUGCAUCCAUCACCGAAGACGGUGGUCUCUUCACUUGGACGCCAGCGGACAAGUCGAAGGUCAUGGUUGGUUUCCUUGCAACAGAUGGCAAGGCUAAUGCAACACAUGAACCAACCGUACAGCUCUGUGACUGCAUGAACGGUGGCACGUGCCUGUGGGAUGAAUUUGUGAUGGGCACGGAUGUUGUCGAAGACCGUUUUGGGGUGGUGCUAUGCGAGUGUGAUCCUGGCUGGAGUGGUGAGUUCUGUGAAGUGGAUUACGACGCCUGUGAGGACGGCCCCUGUUUCAUGGGCGUGGCUUGUUUUGACGAAGCGCCACCGUCGUUGAACAACACCUGUGGGCCCUGCCCUGAAGGACUUGAGGGUGACGGCAGGUUUUGUCAAGAUAUUGACGAGUGUGAGCUGUACCAAGACGAGCCAGCCAGCAGUGGUGGACGCGGCUGCGAUCAGAUCUGCAACAACCUCCUCAUGGACUACAACUGCAGCUGUGAAUCUGGCUACUCCUUGUACAUUGACAACAGGCGAUGCAUUGAUAUCGACGAGUGUGAAAUGGACCUGCACAACUGCAGCGUCAACGCCGUGUGCAACAACACCAAGGGCAGCUAUGAGUGUGACUGUAAGCCAGGCUUCAGGGACGACUUUAUGGAUGGAACAUCGUGUACCGACCUCAUGGAAUGCAUGGACAAUAGUAGCUACACUUGCGACGAGAAAGCUAAGUGUGAAAACACCAUCGGCUCGUACCUGUGUGUGUGCAUUGCGGGAUAUGAAGGUGAUGGCAAGACAUGUCAAGAUCUGAAUGAAUGCACAAGGACCCUGGAUGAUAACUGUCAUGCUGAAGCCGAUUGCACAAACACCGUGGGGUCAUACACGUGUGCGUGUGGGGAUGGCUGGACUGGCGAUGGCACCAACUGCACCAAUGUAGACGAAUGUGCCGCAUCGUUACCAGUCUGUCAUGAGAACGCUGAAUGUACGGACACUCAAGGCAGCUUUACAUGCCAGUGCAACACUGGUUAUGUUGGCAACGGAAUGAUGUGUGCGGAUUUGAAUGAGUGUACCACUGGUCAGGACGAUUGUUUGGCCGUUACUGGUGAUUGCAGCAACACAGUGGGUAGCUUUGACUGCAGCUGUAAGGAUGGAUAUACUGGGGACGGUCGGACAAACUGUACAGAUAUCGAUGAGUGUCAGGGAAACAAUGAUUGCUCUACGAACGCUAAUUGCACCAACACGGUGGGCAGCUAUCAGUGUGACUGUGUGACUGGAUACACAGGGGACGGACAGACCUGCGAAGGUCGAUUGCUAAGUCCAUUAACAUUUUUUACUUCCUUUUGCACAGACAUUAACGAAUGCACUCUUGGACUUGACGACUGCCAGCAAGAGUGCUCCAACACCGAGGGAUCAUUUGCUUGCAAUUGUAGCACUGGAUUCACCCUUCGAGACCGAGUUUGUCAGGCUGAAAUGGUGUGUUCGGAUACAAAUUGCACCCAGGGUGACUGUUACAGAGCCAGCAAUACAGACAUGUGCCUCUGCUACCCAGGAUACGCAAUCAAUGGUGAUAUCACUGUCUGCGAAGAUAUUGAUGAGUGCACAAGCCAGAGUGACCCUCACAUGUGUGGUGCCAACUCGAUGUGUGAUAACCUGGAAGGCAGUUACGAGUGUCGUUGUUAUCCCGGUUACACUCUCAAUAGUGACCAACGGACCUGUUCAGAUGUGAAUGAAUGCCAAGCCGGUACUCAUAACUGCGAUGCUAUGAGCCAGAUGUGCGUCAACGAUGAACCCUACUUCACUUGUGACUGCAAGCCUGGCUUCAGCAGCGAGAGUUUCAACGGAUCCUGCUCAGACGUCAACGAAUGUUUGAAUGACACCUUGAAUGAUUGCCACAUCGACGCUGACUGCCUGAACAAUAACGGUUCCUUCACCUGCCAAUGCAAAGACGGAUUUACUGGCACCGGACAGCUAUGCUUUGAUAUUGAUGAAUGUUCCUUGCCCACCGACGACCCGAACUAUGCCAACUGCAGUCCCUUCGCAUCGUGCACCAACCUGGCGGGCUCAUUCCAAUGCAACUGCACCAUGGGAUACGAAGGGGGUGGGCAAACUUGCCAAAAUAUCAACGAGUGUGAGAGUGGGAUCUCCGCGUGCGCUACCAACAGCACCUGCACGGACAACUUAGGCAGUUAUUUCUGCACGUGCGACGAUGGUUUCCGUGGUGAUGGCUUCACCUCGUGCGUCAACAUCAAUGAGUGUCAGGAGAACCCUGGCGUGUGUCACUCCUUAGCGACGUGCACAGACACUAUAGGGAGCCAUUUGUGCAACUGUAACCAGGGUUACCAAGGAAAUGGCACAUAUUGUGAAGAUGUGAAUGAAUGCAUGACCGGUGCCCAUGAGUGUGCAGCCGACAUUGCUGAGUGUAUGAACAAUGUCGGUAGCUACAUGUGUUCCUGCAUAGGUGGUUAUGUCUCUGCAGGCUUCCCAACUGGUAGACAGUGCGAUGAUGUUGAUGAGUGUGCGCUGAAUCUUGACAACUGCGAUACAUCGGUGUCGCUAUGUAACAACACUGUCGGUAGCUACAUGUGUGACUGCAAGGAAGGGUAUGAAAAGAAUGAAUUGGGCCAGUGUGAAGAUGUGAACGAAUGUGAUGGGACUCCAUGUACGAUGGCCAACUCAAUGUGCGCUAAUCUGCCAGGGACGUAUGAGUGCAACUGCAUGUUAGGAUUCUAUCAACAAGAGUCAGAAUGUCUGGCGGCUUAUUCAAAAGAGGCAUCUGCCGUGUUUGAAAUCAUCAGUGGCUUGGCUGUGGACGGUGCUGGAUUUAAUCUGGCAACAGGCUCCGUCACAUAUCGCCAGGAAUUGAAGAAUUCGAUGGAGGCAGCCUUCGGAGAUUCUUCUUUGAGUAGUUCCUUCAGGGAUGUAGUCAUCACAGACUUGACGCUGAGCUCGGACUCAACAACAGCUUUACUGACGUUGGUUAUCAACUUCCAAAGUGGCUCCACGCACUCGGAUCUAGAGAUCAUCAUGGCAUUGCUUGGCCAGCUGACGGGUAGCAAUGGGGGUCAGCUGGCUCCCAACCACCAGCUGAUCAAACGGACGUUCAUUAUCGGUGACCCCAAGUGUGAUGCGACGCCCUGCAUUAACAGUGGUGAGUGUGUUGAGGACAACUUGGCCACGGGAGGAUACACGUGCAGCUGCCCACCGGGCUACAGCGGACAAAACUGCCAAGUCGAACCAUGUGACGUCAACCCUUGUAUGAACAGUGGGAAUUGUGCAGUUAACUCUUCAUCAGACACUGGCUACACCUGUACAUGUGGUCAAGGAUUCAGCGGCCCGCGGUGUGAAACGAUGGCACCUUGUCAAAUGGGCAACGACUGCGUAAACGGAGCAACUUGCAUCAACGAUCUGAACACUGCUCGCGGGUACACCUGCAGCUGUGACGUAGGGUUCAUGGGAGAAAACUGUGAAAUAGUAUGUAAGCUGUCAUGUGUGAAUGGCGGAACACUGGAUCUUGCAGCGUGCACAUGUACCUGUGCCGACAACUGGGAUGGACUAAACUGUAGCGCUUGCACAUUGGACUGCAUGAAUGGUGGUAAUUUGAAUGAGGCGACAUGUCAGUGCACAUGCAUAAACGAUUGGAGUGGAACGACCUGUACUGUCUGUAGUUUAACUGCCGAUAGCUGUCAGGAAGGACAGAAUCUGUUCACCAGUACUUGUCAAUGCUCAGCUUGCCCGUCCACCUGUUCCAAUAAUGGAGUGCAGGAUCAGAAUUGCGAGUGUACAUGUGACAGUGACCAGAACUGGACAGGGGAUUACUGUUCCGAUUGUACGUUACAAUGCGAAAACGGUGCACAGCAGAAUAGUCAGACCUGUGAAUGUCCAUGCACAGGUAACUGGAUGGGAACAACUUGCUCUGAUUGCCCUUUGACCUGUGCAAAUGCUGGGAAUGUUAACAUUGGGAAGUGUCAGUGUACAUGUGCCGGUAGCUGGACUGGAACCACCUGCUCUGACUGCCCACUUGUCUGUCAAAAUGAUGGCACGUUGAAUGAUGAAACAUGUCAGUGUCAAUGCGAUCAAAACUGGAUGGGAAUUACCUGCUCUGACUGCGAGUUGAAUUGCAUGAAUGGCGGAACUCUCAACACUGCUACUUGCCAGUGUUCAUGUGCCCAGAGCUGGACUGGAACUGACUGUUCAGACUGCCCGUUGUCUGCAUCUAGUUGUUCCAAUGGAGGUGAAUUCGAUGCAGACUUCUGCCAGUGUCUUUGUCCGUCUGAUUAUUCUGGACCAACUUGUGCAGCUCCCAGUCCAUGUUUGUCAGACACCACUAUAUGUUCAGACACUGAAGGGAAGUUCUGUCAACCGGCUACCAACGCUGCGGGCUACACAUGCGAAUGCAAUGGGUUUGCAGGGUAUUUCACUAACAGUGACGGUUCAUGUACAAAACGCACGUCAUUCAGAUUUGGCAUGACAUUAAACCUGGCUUUCCGCAGUGCCUACCGUAACCCAGCAUCUGCUGCAUGGAAACAACUCGCCAGAAGGAUAAUUUCAGCUAUUCUUAACAAACUGCGGGGAAGUAGUUCCACCAACCGUGUGGUUGCGGUAGCUGUUUUGAGCUUCCGCGCAGGCAGUGUGGUUGCCGAGACGGCACUAGCAUUUCAAGGGCAACCACCCUCCGUGGAUGUCAUCAGCAAUGUGAUAGCAGCGAAUGAUGUACUGAACGAUGGUGUGGAAGACAUAGCUCUUGUCCCGAACUCUGUCAGUUACAUAAACACAUCAUUGUUGACAGACUGCACACAAGAUGGUUGCAUGAAUGGCGGAACGUGCCAGAGAUCAGGAUUCUCCCCUCAGCCAACUUGCAGUUGCCCUGCAUCGUUCACUGGUGAGCGGUGCGAAACUGAAGUGCCUUCGACACCAUCAGACUUGACAACAGAGACACCAACCACGGAGGGAGAUUGCCAGCUGUCUGCAUCAAGUUGCACGAAUGGAGGUGAAUUUGAUGCAAACUUCUGCGAGUGUCUUUGUCCGUAUAAUUAUUCAGGACCAACUUGUGCGGCUGCCAGUCCGUGUUCGUCAGGUAACCCUCCUUGCUCAGAGAGUGCAACCUUUUGUCAACCGGCUACCAACGCUGCAGGCUACACAUGCCAAUGCAACGGUUAUGCAGGAUUCUUCACUAACAGUGAUGGUUCAUGUGCACAACGCGAGACACUCUACUUUUUCAUAGAAAUAGAUUUGCUUUUCAUCGGUGCCUACGGUAACCCAUCAUCCUCUGCAUGGAAACAACUUGCCACGAGGCUUAAUGCAGCGAUCAUGAGCAAACUGCGGGGAGAUACUUCCACCAGUAAUGUGAUUGCGGUACAAGUUCUGAGCUUCAAGGAAGGCAGUGUGGUUGCACUCACGGCAAUAGCAUUCCAAGGGCAACCACCAUCGACGAAUGUCAUCAGCAAUGUGAUAGGAGCGGGUAACACACUUAACGAUGGGUCGGGAAACAUUCCGCUUGUCCCGAACUCUGUCAGUAACACAGCCAUGCCAUCGAAUUGCAUGCAGGGAGAUUGUAUGAAUGGCGGAACAUGCGAGAGGUCAGGAUUCUCCCCUCAGCUAACUUGCAGUUGUCCUGCAUCAUUCACUGGAGAGCGUUGUGAGACUCAAGUUGUAACCACGUCACCACCAGGUGGUGAUGUGUCGCCUCUAGCUACAGUUCUCAUCAUAGUCGGAUGUGUUGUUCUCCUGCUGGCCAUAGCAGGAAUAGUAAUGUGUUGUUGCAUGCUGAUGAGGCGUCAAUACCAAAUUAAGAGUCAAAUCUACCAUCAGUCAGGUAGACAGUUCCAAGCAAGUAGAGAACCCUUCGACUUUGAAGAUCGCAGGGAUCGCAGCCUGUCCUCUGACGAAAGCUACAGUGUAGCUGACUACAGGGAGGAAGUAAGGAGGAUGAAUCGUCUCGCUCAUGUCAUGAGCCAGUCACCUUACCUACAGUCUAUGCAGAAUCGCCCAGACUUCAUCCGACCAUACAUGGUGACUGGCAACGAGGCAUUUGAACGUUACCGCGAAUACGAAGCGCGUGAUGGAGGGGAUGUUGCAGGCCGCGUGGUGUACAAUCCCGCCCUCUACUACUAA
This is a messenger RNA of Patiria miniata (bat star), 7749 nucleotides long. Its product is annotated as fibrillin-1-like. The record is from RefSeq and is a predicted model, not a curated record. Bases 1 to 7749 code for a protein of 2582 amino acids. The transcript has 57 exons. Gene Ontology annotation, biological process: cell-matrix adhesion. Gene Ontology annotation, molecular function: calcium ion binding. NCBI's taxonomy places the organism in Eukaryota, Metazoa, Echinodermata, Asteroidea, Valvatida, Asterinidae.